CCAAAGAUCAACGGCUGCCCAGGCCUGGUGUGUGUGUGUUGGGGGGGCAGUCAGCAGACGACGGUGCUCGGAUCGCAGACCACCAGAUUCAAGGACAUGGCCCUCGACAGGGUCCCGCGGAGGGUGGGGGUGGUGGGCUACGGCCGGCUUGGACAGUCCCUGGUCUCCCAUUUGCUGACUCAGGGACCAGAACUAGGCCUAGAACUUGUUUUUGUCUGGAAUCGCGACCCAGGACGAAUGACGGGGAGCGUACCCCCCUCCCUGCAGCUCCAGAACCUUGCUGCUCUUGGGGAGAGGCACCCUGACCUUGUGGUGGAAGUGGCCCAUCCCAAAAUAAUCCACGAAUCUGGGGCACAGAUCCUGCGCCACGCCAAUCUCCUGGUGGGGUCCCCGUCAGCACUCGCUAACCAGGCCACAGAACAGCAGCUCCUGGAGGCCUCGCACGAGUGGGACCAUGCUGUGUUCGUGGCCCGGGGGGCCCUGUGGGGUACUGAGGACAUCAGCCGACUGGAUGCAGCUGGAGGCCUCCAGAGCCUCCGUGUUACUAUGGCCACACAUCCUGAUGGCUUCCGGCUUGAGGGACCCCUGGCGGAAGCGCACAGCAGCGGGUCUCGCACUGUGCUGUAUGAAGGCCCUGUCCGUGGACUCUGCCCAUUUGCCCCCCGCAACUCCAACACCAUGGCGGCUGCUGCCUUGGCUGCCCCCAGCCUGGGCUUCGACCGUGUGAUCGGGGUGCUUGUGGCUGAUCUCAGCCUCACCGACAUGCAUGUGGUGGACGUGGAGCUGAGCGGACCCCCAGGCCCCACAGGACGGAGCUUUGCUGUGCACACCCACAGAGAGAACCCCGCCCAGCCAGGCGCUGUCACCGGCUCAGCCACUGUUACUGCCUUCUGGCGCAGCCUCCUGGGCUGCUGCCAGCUCCCCUCAAGGCCUGGGAUCCAUCUCUGCUGAGAAGCCUUCAGUAGAAGACAUCCUCCUCUCCUUUACCUCCCCACCACCACCGUCCUGCAGCUGCCCUGGCCUCAGUUUCCCCGGACCUCCCUCCUGUCUCAGUAAAGAUUGGAGGUUCUUACUGCACAGCCUGGUGUCUCUACUCC
Messenger RNA from Rhinolophus ferrumequinum (greater horseshoe bat), 1097 nucleotides. RefSeq names its product aspartate dehydrogenase domain containing (gene ASPDH). Gene Ontology annotation, molecular function: L-aspartate dehydrogenase [NAD(P)+] activity; NADP binding. The record is from RefSeq and is a predicted model, not a curated record. Gene Ontology annotation, biological process: NAD+ biosynthetic process. Lineage: Eukaryota; Metazoa; Chordata; Mammalia; Chiroptera; Rhinolophidae. The transcript is spliced from 7 exons. Bases 97 to 951 code for a protein of 284 amino acids.